AUGGGUGGCCUCAAGCUCCGGCGGCUCGCAUCCACCUUCCUCUCCCCGUCCCCGGGUCCCGCAUCCCCGGGCUCUGCAGCCGACGCGCACCACGCGGUGUCGCGCGCGACGGCGCACCACCCUUCCACGGCCCCGCCGUCGGCGCACCACAUGGACGCGCUCCUCGCCUUCGGCCGGGGCUCGCGCCUCUCCGCCGCGUCGCUCGCUGCGGCGCUCGUCGACCGCCUGCGCGCCGCGGCUUCGGGGCAUGGCGACGCCGCCGUGGCCCUCAAGUGCCUCGUCGCGCUCAGGGUCCUCCUCGCGCGGGGCGCGUUCAUCCUCCGCGACCAGCUCCUCGCCGCGCUCGUCCGGCACCCGGCCUCCGGGCGCAACCCGCUGGCGCUGUCCUCGUUCCCGCUCGGCCGCUCCUCCUUCGCCGCCGCGUCGUGGGUCCGGUUCUUCGCGCGGCUCCUCGAGCUCCUCCUCCUGCUCCCUGACGCCUCCGCCUCCGCCGACGACGCCGAGUACCUCACCGCGCUCCCCAACCCGCACCUCAUCGCCGAGCUCGCCGCGUUCGUGUCCGUCGCGGACGCCGUCCGCCAAGCCCCGCCGCCUCCGUCCUCCGCGGGCCCACAGCCCAACGCACUCAUCUGGGAGGCCGUCCGGCUCGCCGACGAGGACCACGUCGCGGCGGAGCGGAACAUCGCCGCGCGCGUCCAGGAGAUGGGAGAGCGCCUCGACACGCUCUCCCUGGCCGACGCCGUGGAGCUAGUGUGCGUGCUGCGGCGGAUGGAGGAGGGUGCCGCGUCGGCGCCGGCCCCGGAGUGGAGGAAGUGGGCGGGGCUGGACGAGGGCGUCGUGUGCGCCGCCCGGAGCCUCCGCGAGCGCGCGGAGGAUGUGGUGCUGCGGAGGACGGUGGAGGAGAGGCGCCUAGUGCGGAGGGACGCAGGGGGCAGCGCGUCCGCGCGCGUCCACCUGCCGAUCCGCGCCGCCGCUGGCGACGGCGCCUUCCGCCGGUUCGGGUCCACGAGGUGGGCUGGCACAGUUUCUGCGUUGCGUAGACCGUAG
Miscanthus lutarioriparius is the source of this 1047-nucleotide messenger RNA. Lineage: Eukaryota; Viridiplantae; Streptophyta; Magnoliopsida; Poales; Poaceae. The record is from the annotation of a GenBank genome assembly.